GCGGCGGCGGCGGCGGCGGCAGGAGCAGGAGCGGCGGCGGCGGCGGCAGCGGCAUCCCCGAGACUCCCCGAGCUACCUUUCCCUGUGACAGCCACUGACGUCCUCCGCCGCUAGAAGAGACCCCGCUUCUCCGGCGCCUGCCUUCCCUCCCCCCCCAGCCCCGGCCCCGCCAGCACCGCUACCUCCGCCAGCUUUGCCACCAUCAGCACCACCUCCACCACCGCCGCCGCCACCGCCACCACCACCACCGCCGGCGGCGGCAGCAGCCAUUUCAUCUCCACAGAAACCAGACACAAAAACAUGGCAGAAAUGGAGAAAGAAGGGAGACCUCCGGAAAAUAAAAGGAGCAGGAAACCGGCUCACCCAGUGAAAAGGGAGAUCAAUGAGGAAAUGAAGAACUUUGCGGAAAACACCAUGAAUGAACUCCUUGGCUGGUAUGGCUAUGAUAAGGUUGAAUUAAAAGAUGGCGAAGAUAUUGAAUUCAGGAGCUACCCUACAGAUGGAGAGAGCAGGCAGCACAUUUCUGUUCUCAAAGAAAAUUCUUUGCCAAAACCAAAAUUACCUGAGGACAGUGUUAUUUCACCAUACAAUAUAAGCACAGGCUAUUCAGGGCUUGCCACUGGAAAUGGACUCAGUGACUCACCUGCAGGGUCAAAGGAUCAUGGCAAUGUGCCCAUUAUUGUACCUUUAAUUCCUCCCCCUUUCAUAAAGCCACCAGCAGAAGAUGAUGUGUCAAAUGUACAAAUAAUGUGUGCCUGGUGCCAGAAAGUGGGAAUCAAGCGCUAUUCCCUGAGUAUGGGAAGUGAGGUGAAAAGCUUCUGCAGCGAGAAGUGCUUUGCAGCCUGCCGGCGAGCCUACUUCAAGAGAAACAAGGCUAGAGAUGAAGAUGGACAUGCUGAAAAUUUUCCCCAGCAGCACUAUGCUAAGGAAACUCCAAGGCUUGCCUUCAAGAAUAACUGCGAACUACUUGUAUGUGACUGGUGUAAGCACAUAAGACACACAAAAGAAUACCUGGAUUUUGGGGACGGGGAAAGAAGGCUUCAGUUCUGCAGUGCAAAAUGCCUCAAUCAAUACAAAAUGGACAUUUUCUACAAAGAGACACAAGCCAAUCUUCCAGCUGGGCUGUGCAGCACAUUACACCCUCCCAUGGAAAAUAAAGCAGAAGGCACUGGGGUGCAGCUGCUUACUCCAGACUCUUGGAAUAUCCCGCUAACAGAUGCUCGGAGGAAGGCACCCUCCCCAGUGGCUGCAGCUGGCCAAAGCCAGGGCCCUGGCCCGUCGGCGUCCGCCACGGUCUCUCCAUCUGACACUGCCAACUGCUCUGUUACUAAAAUCCCCACGCCGGUACCCAAGUCCAUCCCCAUCAGCGAGACUCCAAACAUCCCUCCUGUUUCUGUCCAGCCACCUGCCAGCAUCGGGCCUCCCCUUGGCGUCCCGCCUCGCAGCCCUCCCAUGGUGAUGACCAACCGGGGCCCUGUGCCGCUGCCCAUCUUCAUGGAGCAGCAGAUCAUGCAGCAGAUCCGCCCGCCCUUCAUCCGCGGGCCUCCGCACCACGCUUCCAACCCCAACAGCCCCCUGCCCAAUCCCCUGCUACCCGGCAUCGGGCCCCCGCCCGGAGGCCCCAGGAACCUGGGCCCCACUUCCAGUCCCAUGCACCGGCCCAUGCUAUCGCCCCACAUCCACCCCCCGAGCACCCCCACCAUGCCGGGGAACCCCCCGGGCCUGCUGCCCCCGCCACCCCCCGGCGCCCCCUUGCCUAGUCUUCCCUUCCCGCCUGUGAGCAUGAUGCCAAAUGGCCCGAUGCCGGUGCCCCAGAUGAUGAAUUUCGGGCUGCCGUCGCUCGCCCCUCUGGUGCCACCCCCCACCCUGCUCGUGCCAUACCCCGUGAUCGUGCCCCUGCCGGUGCCCAUCCCCAUCCCAAUUCCCAUCCCCCACGUCAAUGAUUCCAAGCCCCCUAACGGAUUCUCCAGCAACGGGGAGAACUUCAUUCCGAGCGCCCCCGGGGACUCCUCGGCGGCAGGAAGCAAGCCAGGCGGACAGUCCCUGUCCCCCCGGGACUCCAAGCAGGGCUCGUCCAAGUCGGCGGACUCUUCGCCCGGCUGCUCGGGCCAGGCCCUGAGCCUGGCGCCUGCUCCCGCGGAGCACGGCCGCAGCGAGGUGGUGGACCUGACGCGGCGCGCCGGCAGCCCCCCGGGCGCGGGAGGCCCGCUCGGCUUCCCCGGCGUGCUGCAGGGCCCGCAGGACGGCGUCAUCGACCUGACCGUGGGCCACCGCGCCCGGCUGCACAACGUGAUCCACCGCGCGCUGCACGCGCACGUCAAGGCGGAGCGCGAGCCGGGCGCCGCGGAGCGCAGGACCUGCGGCGGCUGCAGGGACGGCCACUGCAGCCCGCCCGCCGCCGGGGACCCCGGCCCGGGCGCCCCCGCGGGUCCCGAGGCGGCCGCGGCCUGCAACGUCAUCGUGAACGGCACGCGCGGCGCCACUGUCGCCGCCGCCGAGGGCGCCAAGAGCGCGGAACCGCCUCCUGAGCAGCCGCCGCCGCCGCCCGCGCCCCCCAAGAAGCUGCUGUCGCCCGAGGAACCGGCGGUGAGCGAGCUGGAGUCCGUCAAGGAGAACAACUGUGCUUCCAAUUGCCACCUGGACGGGGAGGCGGCCAAAAAGCUGAUGGGGGAGGAGGCCCUGGCGGGGGGCGACAAGUCAGACCCGAACCUUAAUAACCCCGCGGACGAGGACCACGCCUAUGCUCUGCGGAUGCUGCCCAAGACCGGCUGCGUGAUCCAGCCUGUGCCAAAACCCGCCGAGAAGACUGCCAUGGCGCCCUGCAUCAUCUCCUCGCCCAUGCUCAGCGCCGGGCCCGAGGACCUGGAGCCGCCACUCAAAAGGAGGUGCCUCCGAAUUAGAAAUCAGAAUAAGUAAAAGGAAUGCUCACUCACAGGGUACCUUGCAUGGAGAGCGGGCGCGGAGCAAACCAUGUCACACCAUCCAAUGACACCAGCUGGUC
Cynocephalus volans (Philippine flying lemur) is the source of this 3001-nucleotide messenger RNA. It is a transcript of the gene SOBP, whose product is annotated as sine oculis binding protein homolog. The record is from RefSeq and is a predicted model, not a curated record. The transcript has 7 exons. Gene Ontology annotation, cellular component: nucleus. Lineage: Eukaryota; Metazoa; Chordata; Mammalia; Dermoptera; Cynocephalidae. Gene Ontology annotation, biological process: animal organ development; inner ear morphogenesis. The coding region runs from base 301 to 2916 and encodes 871 amino acids.